GGUGCGAGUUUUUUGUUGUGAACCGCCAGAAACGCGCGUGGAAAUUGCAAUAAAAGAAGGAAAAGAAACACGAACACAUUGCACAAAAAUAUUUUUAUAAGCUCAUAUAUAAUUGAAUACGUGAAAAAACACAAUGGAGUUUCUUGAAUACAAUGAUGUAUCAGCUGAAAUAAAGGGAGCUAUGGUUCCCGGUCGUUUAAAAAUGACUGACCAAAACAUAAUAUUCAAAAACAGCAAAACCGGCAAGGUGGAGCAGAUAUCAGCAAAUGAUAUAGAUUUAGUGAAUUUCCAAAAGUUUAUUGGAUCAUGGGGCCUAAGAGUAUUUCUAAAGAAUGGUACCUUACACAGAUAUGGUGGAUUUAAGGAUGGGGAACAAGAGAAAGUUGCAAAAUUCUUUAAAUCAAACUAUAACAAAGAUAUGUUGGAAAAAGAGCUUUCACUGAAAGGUUGGAACUGGGGGACAGCUAAGUUUAAUGGUGCAGUUCUAAGCUUCAACGUUGGCUCUAAUACUGCCUUUGAGAUUCCUCUGCACUAUGUCUCACAGUGCAACACUGGUAAAAACGAAGUCACACUAGAAUUCCAUCAGAACGAUGAUACUCCUGUAUCACUAAUGGAGAUGCGCUUUCACAUACCAAGCAAUGAACUGUCGGGUGACAUGGAUGCUGUGGAGGCCUUCCACCAGCAAGUCAUGAACAAGGCCAGUGUCAUAUCAGUCUCAGGAGAUGCUAUUGCUAUCUUCAGGGAACUACAAUGCCUCACGCCUCGUGGUCGCUAUGACAUCAAAGUAUUUCAGACUUUCUUCCAACUGCAUGGUAAAACAUUUGAUUACAAGAUACCCAUGUCUACAGUACUAAGACUGUUUCUUCUUCCACAUAAGGAUACAAGGCAGAUGUUCUUUGUUGUGUCAUUGGACCCUCCGAUUAAACAAGGUCAAACUAGGUAUCAUUAUCUAGUGCUUUUAUUUGGUAUUGAAGAGGAGACAAGUUUGGAAUUACCAUUUACAGAGGAAGAAUUGACAGAAAAAUACGAAGGUAAAAUAAGCAAAGAGCUGUCGGGUCCUACUUAUGAAGUGCUUGCUAAAAUUAUGAAGGUCAUUAUAAACAGAAGAGUCACUGGACCUGGAGACUUCUUGGGUCACCACAAGACACCUGCUAUAGCAUGCUCGUACAAGGCAGCAGCGGGAUAUCUGUACCCGUUAGAGAAAGGGUUCAUUUAUGUACACAAGCCGCCCGUUCACAUUCGCUUUGAAGAAAUUGCCUCAGUCAACUUCGCUAGAGGCGGCGCUUCAUCCACCAAAUCUUUCGACUUUGAAAUAGAAUUGAAGUCUGGCAGCAUUCAUACAUUCAGCAGCAUAGAGAAGGGAGAGUAUGACAAGCUCUUUGAUUACAUCACGUCAAAGAAACUGCACGUCAAGAAUACUGGCAAGAAUGACAAGGCGCUAUACGACGACGACUUCGGCGACUCGGACACAGAGAAGGAGCCGGACGCGUACCUGGAGCGUGUGAAGGCUGAAGCCAAGGAGCGUGACUCCGGGGACUCCGACAGCGAGAGCACCGACGAGGACUUCAACCCUGACAAGGCUAACCAGAGCGACGUCGCUGAGGAGUACGACACGAAUCCGUCUUCGUCCGAAGACUCUGACGCAUCAGGGGCAUCCAACGAAAGUAAGAAAGAAAAGAAAAAAGAGAAGAAACCUAAGAAAACAAUCACAAUCUCGGAAGCGCCUCGCAAGAGAAAAGAGAAGUCAAAGAAAAGGGAGAAGGACGCGAACGCCCCCAAACGGCCCGUCACCGCGUUCAUGUUGUGGCUGAACGAGAACAGGAAGAAGAUAAUAGAAGACAACCCCGGACUCAAAGUCACAGAGAUCGCUAAGAAGGGUGGCGAGCUUUGGCGUGACCUCAAAGAUAAAUCUGAGUGGGAGGAGAAAGCGAGUAAGGCGAAAGAAGAAUACAACACAGCUAUGAAGAAGUAUAAAGAUAGCGGAGCGGCAGACGAAUUUAAACAGAAGAAGAAGGCUGCGGAGAAGGAGCGUAAGGCGGCCGACAAGAAGAGUAAAGCGCCGCCGCCUUCCAAGAAGUCAAAGCCCGCAGCCGCAGCGCCCCCCAGCGGCAAGUUCACCAGCAAGGAGUACAUUGAGGACGACGACAGCUCCUCUGACUCUGACAAGGAAAAGAAGAAGGAUAACAAAGAUUCCAAGGAUUCGAAAAAGGAAAAGAAAGACAAGAGCUCUUCUUCAGAAGCGGAAGCGUCUUCGGGAUCCGGUAAUGAAAGCGGAAGCGGGAGCGGGAGCGAUUAGACAUAACUGUAGAUAUUACUUAUUGAUUAAUAAAUAUUUGAAAUUAAGUUUAUACAUAUUAUAAAAAACACAACACAAAUUUAAAUUGGAUACAAGAACGAAGUUUCGUUGUUUAAAACCAUUCUU
This is a messenger RNA of Papilio machaon (common yellow swallowtail), 2422 nucleotides long. RefSeq names its product FACT complex subunit Ssrp1 (gene Ssrp). Gene Ontology annotation, cellular component: FACT complex; nucleus. Bases 134 to 2296 code for a protein of 720 amino acids. Gene Ontology annotation, molecular function: nucleosome binding; histone binding; DNA binding. The record is from RefSeq and is a predicted model, not a curated record. The transcript is spliced from 13 exons. Lineage: Eukaryota; Metazoa; Arthropoda; Insecta; Lepidoptera; Papilionidae.